AUGGAAGCAGAGGUGUUGAACCCGCAGAGGAUGGCAGACGUCAACGGCAACAACAAAAUCACAAACGCGGAGCUGGAGGUGCUGAAGCUGCAGGAAUUGGUCCGAAAACUGGAGCGGCAAAACGAACAAUUGCGGACCAGAGCGAACGCUGUAAACAAUUGCUCCGGCGGCCCUCCCCAUCUCCAGGCUCCGCUGUCGUGUCUGCGCGGAGGCACGGCGUGUCCGGGUAAAAAUGGCCUUCCGAGUCCGACACAGUCGCAUCCGUGUCCCCCCGGAGCACGCGGAUCGGCGGAGGAGCCGUUCGCGUAUUUUCAGCCGAGCUCGGUGUCUCCUGGCGCCGCCACCGGAGCCACCGCCACGGUUCUGGAUGAGGUGGAUGUGUUGGACCUCGACGCCGCGCUCCCGGUCGGAGAGCCCGAUAGCUGGCUAUAUGUUAGUCCCAAAGCCAAAGGCAGGAGUGUCCUCAGCCCUCUCCAGUGGUGCAGGCAGGUACUGGACCACCCGGGGCCCGAGGUGGAGCUGGCCAAGAUGACCCUCUGCCACAGGCUGGACCAAGCUAAGCGGUGGCGAGGACGCUCCCCGGUCCGUCCAUACAGCUGCAUAGAGGGACUGUUCGCCCUCAGCUGCCCCGUGCUGCCUUACACCAAACUUGCUGCGCCCCCCGAGGCCCCAGCUCCGUUGCCAUCCUGCGCUCAGUCUUUCCUCCAGCCACUCAGGGCCGGCAUCAGUGACCGAGCGCCCACCUUCCUGUCAAACUCCACUCUCCACAACGUGGGCCGCCGACAAGCAGCAAUCAGCCCCCAGUCUUCCCUGGACAGUGAGGUGGGUGUGUCCGAGCUGGAGGAUGACUCCAUCUCUAUGAGCUACAAACUGCAGGACAUGACGGACGUGGAGGUCAUGGCGCGGCUUCAGGAAGAGAGUCUCCGACAGGACUACGCCUCUACCUCGCACACCGCCACCGCCACCGCCACCGCCGUCCACCGCAGAUCCAGCUUCUCCUUGCACUCCCUCCGACGCAGCGAGAUGGACCUGGAGGAGGAGGACGAGGAGGAGGACGAGGAGGAGGACGAGGGUUACGACCAGCUUCCGCCUCCCCAGCCUCGACUGUUCGGCACAGGCUCUAUGCAGCGGGGCGGCCUGCCCCACUCUCACACCUUCUCCAGCAUCAGAGACUGCAGACGCAGCUCAAUGGCACCUCAGUUCUCACUCAGCGGACUCUCCCAGUACUCUGGACCCCUCAGUCUGACCACGGAAACACACACAGCAUACAGGAAUAGCACAGACAAGCUACGGAGAAGCAUGCCCAACCUGAUCCGAGCUCCCAGCAUGCCCAGUGUUCCCAGCAUUCCAUGCCUGGCUUCCCCUGUCAACCCACCCCCCCACGGCCCCUCCUCCUUGACAACGAUAUCCUCCCUGCGGAGCAGCCAGAGCUUUGACUCCUCCAGUGGGCUUGCACGACUCCAGUCCUCCAUUCCCUCCCCAGGCCAGCUCACCCAGCGGGUGCAGAGCGUGGGCAACUUCCCCACCACCUCCCGACACCCACUAAAAGCCACGGCCUACGUGAGCCCCACGGUGCAGCAGGGCCCCACCUCCACCUCCCUGUCCACCUCCAUCAGUCUACACUCCAUCCUUGGCAGCGCGGCGCCGCCUCAGCCCCUCAAACCGAGCAGCAGUUUGGUGCCGCUGCCCCUGAAAGCCGGCGGCAACCAGCCGGCCGUCACUCGCAGCUCCCUCCCUCGCCCGGCCUCCUUUGUGGGAGCGAGCGGAGUUCCACGCGCAGGCAAAAUCCCCACACGCAGCAUGCUGACUCCUCCAAAGAGCCUCGCCGCCCUGACGGCCCUGAGGGACGGCAGCUGGAAAGACGGCUGCUACUGAACCCAAAUGGAACGGAAGCUGAGGAGGGAUCACGGGGUGACGCGUCGAUUUCA
Molecule: messenger RNA, 1928 nt
Organism: Cyclopterus lumpus (lumpfish)
Lineage: Eukaryota; Metazoa; Chordata; Actinopteri; Perciformes; Cyclopteridae
Gene: slain1a
Product: SLAIN motif family, member 1a
Exons: 9
Coding region: 1-1875 (624 amino acids)
Biological process (GO): positive regulation of microtubule polymerization; microtubule nucleation; cytoplasmic microtubule organization
Cellular component (GO): microtubule plus-end
Source: RefSeq, a predicted model, not a curated record